Scheffersomyces coipomensis is the source of this 1356-nucleotide messenger RNA. Its product is annotated as putative alanine--tRNA ligase. Gene Ontology annotation, biological process: regulation of translational fidelity; alanyl-tRNA aminoacylation. The record is from RefSeq and is a predicted model, not a curated record. NCBI's taxonomy places the organism in Eukaryota, Fungi, Ascomycota, Pichiomycetes, Serinales, Debaryomycetaceae. The transcript has a single exon. Bases 1 to 1356 code for a protein of 451 amino acids. Gene Ontology annotation, molecular function: nucleic acid binding; ATP binding; Ser-tRNA(Ala) deacylase activity.
AUGACUGCUUCCACAUCUGCUAUAGUCGGUGCAUUAGCAUGUCAGAAGAACUCAUACUUGAAAACUUUCAAAACUACCGUUGUAUCAAGUUUUGAAUUCAUUCCUCCUCCUACUUCCAAGGAUAAGCAAAAUAAAAAUAAGAAAUCAAAAGGAUCAGACUCUGAACCGGAAUCCAAAAAAGAUGUCCAAUAUGCCGUUGAAUUAGAAGAUACCAUUCUUUUCCCUGAAGGUGGUGGUCAACCUUAUGAUAUUGGAUCGAUAAUCUUACCUGAUGAACAAUCAAUUGCCGUCAAGUCGGUAUUGAGGGAUAAACUUAAAGCCUUACAUUUGACUGAAACUCCUUUGGAACCAGGGACAGAAGUGACAUUGAAGUUGAAUUGGUCCAGACGUAUUGAUUUGAUGCAACAACAUACGGGUCAACAUUUAUUAUCAGCCGUGUUUGAUACUUAUAACUUGGAGACUUUAAGUUGGUCAAUGGGUGAUUUGAUCAAUUAUAUUGAAUUGCCUGAAAAGGUAAGUGAUGAGAUCGUUAAUGAAGUUAAUGCUAAAGUUAAUGAUUUGAUAUUGGAAGAUUUACCGAUCCAAGUAGUUACUCCCGAUCAACAUGGUGGAGAAAUUGAUACUUCUCAUAUUCCUGAUGAUUAUGAUUUAUCAAAGGGGAUUAUUAGAAUCGUUAAGAUUGGAGAAUUAGAUUCAAAUCCAUGUUGUGGAACUCAUUUAUCAUCAACUUCUCAAAUCCAAGGGAUGUCAUUAUUACAUCAAACUAGUGUUAGAGGGGGUCAUUCUCGUCUUUAUUUCAUUUGUGGAUCGAGAGUUUCUCAAUAUUUAAGAAAACAACAUGAGUUAUUAAAAGAUGUAUCUGGAAAUCAAUUAUCUUGUCAAAUUGAAGAAGUGGUUGAAAAAGUAGCUACUUUAAACACUAAUUAUAGAAAAGCCGUAUCUCGUGAAUCUGCUUUAUUGAAGGAAAUCGCUAAUAUGGAAGCUACUAAGAUAUUUACUAAAUUUAGUUCAACUGAUAAACUCGUUGACUAUGUUUAUAGAGCUGAUAAUAGUCCUGAAUAUUUAACUCUUGUUCAAAAGGAAAUCACCACUUUAAUCAAUGGUGAUAAAUCUUCGGGAGUUAAUUUAUCUGAUAAACAAACUCUUGUGUUAUUAAAUGGUGAUUAUCCUUCUGGAACAGGAGGUAUGGUUAAAGUUCUUGGUCCAAAAUCAGAAGAAAUUCAAUCUGAAUUGAAACAAAGAAUUUCAAAUAUUAAAGGUGGUGGUAAAGGUUCUUCCUUCCAAGGUAAGAUUUCCAAAUAUGAAAAAGGUGAAAUAGAAUCAGUAUUACUUUACUUAGAUUCAUUUCGUGAUUAG